UGGCCUCUGUGGCCUGUUAUCUCUGCUUUCUGACACAGAAACACUAAAACACACACAUGCAGUGAGAGGCAUCCAUUGUUUAAGAGAAGACAAAGGGGAAAUAUGUUAUGUUACAGAAUAUUUGUUUCUUAAAUGCUUUGCCUUAGUUUCCCCAACCAUGAGAAAUGGUCACAAAUUCAUAGAUUGUUUCAAGAAUACCAUCCAUAAAGCACUUAGAAUGUUUCCCUUCCUUCCCUACACUCAUAAAACCUGUCUCCUUCUCACUCACUUUUUUUCCCUCCUCUAACGGUAAGAGAACGAGGGAAAAGGGAGAAAGAGGGCGGAGAGGAGUGUGUGUUUUUGUUCAGGAAAAGAAAGGGGUUCUCCUGCGGUUCUCAGGAUGUUGCCCUUUAAGCCUGGAAAAGUGGGCUUCCUGUCCAGGGUAACAAUCAGAGAAUAGACAAGGCCCUGAGGAUUAUGACGCUGUGUUCCUUCAGCAGCAGACAGUCACUUUGUGUUGUACACUAAGCAGCUGGAGGGAGGAAGAGGUUUGUGGAACGAUUUCUACUGCAUGGAUUUGUAGAGCUGUAUGGGUGAGGUGAAUGAAAAGAUUCUCAAAAUAAGUUGUUUUCUUGGCCAUUUUUUUUUCUUCUCUUUUUUUAUGCUUAAAUUGUAUGGGUUUCACUUUUAAUCUCAUGCUCCAAUGCAACUGUUGUACAUAGUACAAUACUGUACAUGCUUGUGUAAUGUUCUGAUUUAAUGUUGUAGAAAUGCUGUACUAAUCUUGUCAUGAUCCUCCUAUCAUCUUCAUCCUUCUCCUCCUCAGGUUUUCCACCAGGAUUUGAGAUCACUGGAUCCUAAGCAGAAUGAAAUUUGCGUGAUGGAUACCUGGACUCUAGGAGCCAAUAGAAACAAUAUGGAUAUAUCACAUGCAUAUGAAUUUAUAGAUUUUAUGAAUGAUUUGGAUUAGAAAACUUCCUCUGUCGAGUGCAUCUAUUUCCACGUUUUCUAUCAGAAGUAUUGCAUUUAUGAAUGACUGUCACACCACUGUCUCUCUCUGGGAAUAUAGAUUUGCACCAGAGGGUGAAAUAAGCACCUGUGUACUGUAGUACCUGGUUUCUUGUCAAGGGACUUUGAGGGUAUCCCCCCUCACCCAGAGACUGUCAGAGACCAUGUCCAACAGCAAUGACAGCUGCAACCUCCCCCUGAACACCGACACACUUGGUCUCACCUACAUCUACAGCCUGGCCUUCUCACUCGGUCUCCCUUGCAACCUGCUGUCCCUCUGGGGACUGUACCAACUGGGCCGGUCCGGCGGGGUUGGCUGUCAGCUGGUCUACAUCCUCAACCUGCUGCUCUCUGACCUCCUCCAGCUCCUCACCCUCCCUCUCUGGAUCCUCUAUCUCCAGGGGGCGCACCGCUGGCCCUACGGCCGCCCCGCCUGCGAGUUCGUGGGCUAUGUCUUCUACGUCAACGUCUACGCUAGCGUGGUGUUCCUCUGUAUCAUCGCACUGGACCGUUGCCUGGCGAUAGUACACCCGUUGAGUAGUCGUGGCGUUCGGACCGUGCGGGUGGCAGCGGUAUUGGGGGUGGCGGUCUGGACACUGACCUUUCUGUUCUGUUUGGGCGGGCUUCUUCCGUCAGUGUUUGAUGAGGAGAGGCUGUUAUGUCUGGAGCAGUACCCUGUCAGCCUCAGAUAUGCUCACUUUAAGAUUGCUACGGUUGUCAUGGGGUUCCUGCUGCCCUGUGGUAUACUAGGCUACACUUCCGCCCGCAUAGGCGUGACUCUCCAUCACUCGCCAUCCGUCUCCGACCAGGGCCGUCACAAAAUCACAGGCAUCCUCAUCGUCAUCACCGUCAUCUUCAUCGUCGUCUUCGGACCCUACCACCUCGUCGGGGGGUACCGUUUCGUCUCCUUGCUCCUCACAGAUGACCCCUGUGAGUUGGAGCGGUCCAUUUUCCUGUGUUACCGGCUGUGCUAUGGCCUGACGAGCCUCAACACCCUGCUGGACCCUCUGUUCUACAUCUUCCUGUGUCAUGACGCCCGUCUGGAGCUCCGCAGGUCACUGACGCCCUGUCUGGGACAGGGGCACACAGCACCCAAACAGGUCAGACUCAGUCUCAGAGGGAAUCCUGAUCAGAGUGACAGUGUGUAGAGAGACUGGAUUGGACACGUUUUUGAGUUUCCUGUUCCUUUGAUUCUGAGGAAGAAGAAUCUGGAUAAACGGUAUUAUGUUACCCGUUUCUUGUUCUUUGAUGGUCUUGAAGUCGAGAGGAGAGGACACAUUUUGUGGUGACACCAGCCAUACACUACAAUGCUUUGUUUUCAUAGACUUGCUCAAGGAACUGACUCCACUGGUUUGGCUGCUGUGAAUUGGUGAUGGGAAAAAAGCAGCAAUUGUGCCACCUAGUGGGGAGAGCAUGUAUGCUGUUGGCUGAAAUUGGAAAAGGUGUUUCCAUCUGCUUCACCUUUCUGCUGACAGUCAUCUCUAACUUAUAAUGCACUGCAAUAGCUGCCUCAGUUUAUACAGCCAUAUGAAUGACUAUCCGUGGAUAUCAACAAUAAUGUCAAAUGUCUUGAUUACUUGCUUAUUGCAGUAAAUAAAGUCAUUUUAAAUACCUUAUUUAUUCAUUUCUAUGAGAAACUCUUAUCAUACCCUGUCAUGCUAAACAUACACCAGACAUUAAAACAUAUUAACAAACACAUACUCCAGAGACUAAAACAGACAGUCUGAGAGUCAGAGUCUUUAUGUGUCUUUUACUGAGGAGUGGCUUCAGUCGCCCACUCUACCAUAAAGGCCUGAUUGGUUGAGUGCUGCAGAGCUGGCUCACCUCCUGAAAGGUUGACCCAUCGCCACAGAGGAACUCUGGAGCUCUGUCAGUGACCAUUGGGUUCUCCCUGACCAAGGCUCUUUUCCCCCAAUUGCUCAAUGUGGCCGGGCUGUGUUCUUGGGGACCUUUAAUGCUGCAGACAUUUUCUGGUACGCUUCCCCAGAUCUGUGCCUUGACACAAUACUGUCUCAGCACCACCAUAGGGAAUUCCUUCAACCUCAUGGCUUGGUUUUUGUUCUGACAUGCACUGUCAAUUGUGGGACCAUAUACAGACAGGCGUGUGCCUUUCAAAAUCAUGUCCAAUCAAUUUAAUUUACCACAAUGGACUCCAAUCAAGUGGUAGAAACAUCUCACGGAUGAUCAAUGGAAACAGGAUGCAACUGAGCUCAAUUUAAGGGUCUAAAUACUUACGCAAACAAGUUCUGUUUUUAAUUUAAUACAUUUGUCCAAAAUCCUAAAAACCUGUACUUGCCUUGUCAUUAGGGGGAAUUGUGUGUAGAUUGCUGAGGAUUUGUUUUAUUUAAUCCAUUUUAGAAUAAGGCUGUAAAGUAACAAAAUGUGGAAAAAGUCAAGGGGUCUGAAUACUUUCCGAAGGCACCAUAGAGACUUACAAUGGGGAACU
Molecule: messenger RNA, 3433 nt
Organism: Oncorhynchus keta (chum salmon)
Lineage: Eukaryota; Metazoa; Chordata; Actinopteri; Salmoniformes; Salmonidae
Product: G-protein coupled receptor 4-like
Exons: 2
Coding region: 1152-2135 (327 amino acids)
Biological process (GO): G protein-coupled receptor signaling pathway
Cellular component (GO): membrane
Molecular function (GO): G protein-coupled receptor activity
Source: RefSeq, a predicted model, not a curated record